Molecule: messenger RNA, 1671 nt
Organism: Geosmithia morbida
Lineage: Eukaryota; Fungi; Ascomycota; Sordariomycetes; Hypocreales; Bionectriaceae
Product: Amino acid transporter
Exons: 1
Coding region: 1-1671 (556 amino acids)
Biological process (GO): amino acid transport; transmembrane transport
Cellular component (GO): membrane
Molecular function (GO): transmembrane transporter activity
Source: RefSeq, a predicted model, not a curated record
AUGCAUACUGAAAUUGAGUCUCAGCCGCCGCCCAUACAUCCUGCCCGCGACUCCCAGGUCGACCAGGAUGCGGCAGACCUUGCCGAAUUUGGCCAUGAGCAGGCUCUCAGCCGCAAGUUCAGCGCCUGGAGCAUGUUCUUCUUUGCUGUCAGCAUCUUGGGAACUUGGUCCGUCUUCGCCCAAGACCUUAGCAGCGGCCUCACUAAUGGUGGCCCUGUCACAAUUCUCUGGGGUCUGGUGCUGGUGACCCUGUGCAACCUUUGCGUGGCCGUUUCCCUGGGCGAACUCUGCAGUAGCAUGCCUACUGCCGUUGGCCAAGCAUACUGGGUGGCGCGCAUCUGGCCCAGCGAACUCGGCCGUUUCACUUCAUACAUGUGUGCCUGGAUCAAUACAUUCGGAUGGUGGACGAUCGCAGCAUCGCAGAACGCCUUCAUGGCCGACUUCAUCUUGAGCAUGAAGGUUCUCUACACACCCGACUGGGCCUACGCCGGCACCGGGUGGAUCAGUUUCCUCCUGUACGUCGCCAUCACCAUCUUCCUCACAGUCCUCAAUAUCGCCUUCGGUCGCCGCGACUACAUUCUUCCAUGGUUCAAUAAUUUCGUCGGCAUCACAUUCAUCGCCCUCUUCUUUGUCUUUACCCUCGCCCCCGUCAUAUGCGUUGGGAUCAAGGAGAAGCUUCAGUAUCAGUCAGCCGGCUUUGUCUUUGGAGAAUGGAUAAACCAGACCGGGUGGAGCGAUGGCGUCACUUUCCUUGUCGGCCUAGUCCAGGCUGCCUAUGGUCUCACAGCUUUCGAUGCUGCUGUCCAUCUUGCGGAGGAGAUUCCUGCGCCGCGGAAGAAUGUUCCCCGCGUUCUGUGGUUGUCCGUGCUCAUGGGUGCCUUGUCUGGAUUUAUUUUUAUGGUUGCCUGUCUUUUUUGCAUCCAGGAUAUAGAUGCUGUCCUCAACUCAACCACCACUGGAACUGGAUUUCCGUUCAUUGACCUCCUGGUCCAAGUCAUGAGCAUCGAAGGUUCAUCUGUGCUGCUUUCCCUGUUUAUAUUCAACGGCAUUGGUCAAGCAGUCAGUAUCAUGACUACAGGCUCCCGCUUGACGUGGGGGUUUGCCCGUGAUGGAGGCAUCCCAUGGAGCAUAUACUUCAGCGACAUCAACUCUUACUGGCAGGCUCCGACUCGUGCGCUCUGGCUCCAGUGUGCUCUCGUCAGUCUAGUCGGCGUACUCUACACCUUUGCCGACACGGUCCUCGAGGCCAUUCUCAGCGUUUCUACCAUUGCGCUCACAGUAUCUUAUGCGAUGCCCAUCAUCGUCCUUCUCGUUGUUGGUCGCGACAAGCUCCCCCCUGGUAGCGAAUUUUCCCUGGGCCGCCUUGGGCCUCUUAUCAACUGGAUCUCCAUUGCAUACUGCGUCAUCACCACCAUAUUUUUCCUUUUUCCAUCGGAGCCCAAUCCCACUGGAUCCAGCAUGAAUUAUGCCAUCGCCGUCUUUGGUAUAAUGCUCGUCGUAUCUCUCACAUUUUGGUUCAUUAAGGGUCACAAGACAUAUCUACGCAUGGAGGAGGGGGAGGCUCGCCGGAUUCAAGCCCGUCAACUUGAGUUAUCCUAUGUGCAGGGAAUAGACAGUGGAGAGGGGGAGACUAUUCAAGAUUUCAAGAAGGCUGAAUCAGUCUCGAAUUGA